GUCAAGCAGAAGCAGAAGCGCUGAAGCAGCGCGUUUGCAGACUGCAAAGACCCCUGUGAAUUUGUGAUGUACUGAGGUGUUGUCCAGCCAACAGUCCUUGCUCCCAAGAUUCUUCCGUACUCCCCCCUCCAUCGGACCAUCCUCUACCAUAGAUCUCCCGAACUCCGCCGUAAUCGGGACGAAUCCCGCGCGUGCUCUUGCUCCCUGUCGUUCUCCGCGGCCGGCGCGAGCUGCCGGUGGUUCGUUGCCGUCGACCUCGUCUGGCCGCUCCUCUGCCCUGCCAGCUGCCGGAUUCCUGCUGCUGGACUGGAUUGCUGCGCGUGGAGUCGUGAGUAUAGCUCCAUCUAUCCUGACUGAUACGGAUCGACCUCUCCUCUCGUGGGUUUUUGGGUUUUCAUCAGUUCUAUCAGAGGAGUGCUUAUGGAUGAUUGCAUGGCUGUAGCUAGCUAGGCCCUGCUUUCCUGUUUGUAAAGAUACAUCAUGGCACCACGCAGUAGGGCUCCAUCUAGAAGGCCUCUCUGGUUCAUUGUCUUGGUUGCCUUUGUCUGUGUAGUAGCCAUUGGAGCCUAUCUUUAUACUCCACAGCAUUACACAGCCUGUUAUCUGGUACCAUCAGAAGCCUGCAAUUCUCGGCCUCCUCCAGAACCUGCUAGGGUAUACACUGAUGAUGAGAUUGCUGCUCGUGUUAUCAUGAGAGACAUCAUUCGGGCUCGGCCAGUGCAGUCAAAGAACACAAAAAUUGCUUUCAUGUUCUUAACACCCAGUUUAUUGCCAUUUGAGAAGCUAUGGGAAAAAUUCUUCAUGGGUCAUGAAGACAGAUACACCAUAUACGUGCAUGCAUCAAGAGAUAUACCGAGUCAUUCAAGUCCAAUAUUCGCUGGCAGGGAUAUUCGAAGCGAAAAGGUGAUAUGGGGCACGAUUUCUAUGCUUGAUGCUGAAAAGAGGCUCUUGGCCCAUGCCCUACAAGAUCCUGAAAACCAGCAUUUUGUCUUGCUUUCUGAGAGUUGUGUGCCACUUCAUAACUUCGAUUAUAUAUAUAGUUAUCUCAUGGAGACAAACGUCAGUUUUGUUGACUGCUUUGAUGAUCCUGGUCCACAUGGAGCAGGUAGAUAUUCUGAGCAUAUGCUACCUGAAAUUGUGAAGAAAGAUUGGAGAAAGGGUGCGCAGUGGUUUACAGUGAAACGGCAGCAUGCGAUUCUUAUUCUCGCGGACACCCUUUACUAUGGGAAGUUCAAGCGUUACUGUAAGCCAGGAAACGAAUGGCAUAACUGCUAUUCAGACGAGCACUACUUGCCAACCCUCUUUAACAUGGUUGAUCCGACUGGAAUCUCGAACUGGUCGGUGACGCAUGUCGACUGGUCCGAAGGGAAGUGGCAUCCCAAAGUCUACAGGGCUGCGGACACAAGCUUCGAUCUGCUCAAGGACAUCGCGUCCAUCGACGAGAGCGUCCACGUUAGCAGCAACGCGAAGCAUGUCGCGCAGAGGAGGCCGUGCGUGUGGAACGGCAUGAAGCGGCCCUGCUACCUGUUCGCGCGCAAGUUCUACCCAGAGGCGCUGGACAACCUGCUGAACAUAUUCUCGAACUUCACCAUCAUCUGAGCGAGCGGUGGAUCGGGGAGGGGUUUCCGUCCUCCCUCUUGAGUGCUGCGGCAUC
Zea mays is the source of this 1654-nucleotide messenger RNA. Its product is annotated as Core-2/I-branching beta-16-N-acetylglucosaminyltransferase family protein. Lineage: Eukaryota; Viridiplantae; Streptophyta; Magnoliopsida; Poales; Poaceae. The coding region runs from base 481 to 1599 and encodes 372 amino acids. Gene Ontology annotation, cellular component: membrane. The record is from RefSeq and is marked validated. Gene Ontology annotation, molecular function: glycosyltransferase activity. The transcript has 11 exons.